CAAUGUUUGUUGACAUAAAAUUUGGCGCGAUUUAAUUAGUUAUUUUAUUUUAGAAGUUUUACUUUAUUUAAGUUUAUAUACUAGUAUUUGCUAUGGGAGAGGUGCAACAAUUGCGUGCAGAAAUUACCUCAACGUUUAAACUAAAUGGUUUCACCUUACGUCGAGAUGCAGGAACAUUUUUGGCUGAAGAGCUGUUACUUUUGCCACCGUCAGAACGUAAUCCAAUUCUCGAGAAGCUGUCAGCCCACUUACUUCACCAGUGUAUAUCCCAGCCUAUAUUAGAGAAGGAGCAGAUAGAAAUAGCGUUCAAAGAGUGUUCGACAGCUGGACUGGAGGAACACGAAACUGUUCUAAAUAUAAUAGAUGCAUUCACGGUGCCGAAGCUAUGUUACGACUAUGAACUCAAGAAAUUCGUAAAAGACAUCACUAAUGAGAAAUGUUUACUACCGGAUCCCCGAUGGAAGUCCCGCUUCAUGAUAGACAGGUACACGGUGAUAUGGCAGAGAACACUCAGGAACAAACUGUUCACAUUAGACAAAGUGCACUCUUCAGAGAGUGAGAAACGAUUUCAGCUGCGCAGAGUAGAGUUUUUACUGAGUUGUUCCAGCAGAGUGAAUGAUGUAGUGGUGCUGGGGCUGCUGACUCAGGUUAUUGAGAGACAGUAUCAUCUGGAAGACCCCACAGGCUCAGUGUUACUUGAUAUAUCCAACGUGAGGUACCACUCUGGCUUGUUCACAGAAGGCAGCUAUGUGUUAGCCGAGGGUUACUUUGAAGACAAGACACUACAUGUGACUGGUCUCGUGCAGCCCCCAGUGGAGAGUAGAGAAGAGUCAGCCCCAUAUUUUGGUAACCUGAAUACCUUUGGAGGAAAGUCAAGGACUUCCCUCAAGAACUCUAAAGCUCUCUUGAAAAUAGAGAAUGACAACAGAGAUGGAGUGAUAGUGUUUGUGUCCGAUGUUUGGUUGGACAGUCCCAAGGUGAUGGACAGACUGAAGAAACUGUUUGCUGGCUUCGAUGACUAUCCUCCAAUAGCCAUAGUACUCAUUGGUGAAUUUCUAUCUUGUCCAUACACUUAUAAGUUCCAUAUGCAUCUGAAGAAUGGAUUAAACACAUUAGCAGACAUGAUAUGUCAGUUUAGGAAUUUACGUGAUUAUUGCAAGUUUGUGUUUGUGCCGGGGAAGUCGGAUCCUGCUGCAGCAAAUGUGUUACCGAGACCGCCGCUACCAGACUACUUAACAGACACAAUACAGAGGAAACUCGGUGACAGUGCAAUAUUUACAACCAACCCGUGUCGGAUACAAUAUUGUACGCAAGAGAUUGUUGUAUUCAGACAGGAUUUGGUGAUGAAGUUGUGUAGGAAUACAUUACAUUUUCCGGAUAGUGGUGAUAUACCGGAUCAUUUGACAAAAACUUUGCUAAGUCAGUGUUGUUUGACUCCAAUGUCAUUGGGUGUGCAGCCCGUGUUCUGGAGACAUGCUAGUGCAUUAAACCUCUAUCCCUUACCGGACCUAGUGGUAGUAGCUGAUCAUUUCCAACCUUUUGUGAGGAAUUACAAAGAGUGUCAAGUUAUCAAUCCUGGUUCGUUCCCUCGUACGGAGUUUACUUUUAAUGUUUACGUUCCUGCUUCUAGGACAGUUGAAGAGUCACAGAUACCUAAUGAUGAUGAUGAUAUUUCAUGAAAUAUUUUUGUGAUUUUCUUACAUGUAUUUUUAUGUCAAUGAUGAAGUCAGUUGUGGACAGAUUUUAUUUGAUGCAAUGUAAUGUAGUUAAAUGUGUUUGAAUACUAAAUUUUUGCACAAUAAUGUGAUACAAUAACUUAAGUGUUCAUUUUGGAUGUUCUUUUGUUUAGAAAUGAAUUUGGUGUUAAUUUCAGCUUAUAAAACACUGUCAGAUAUGUUUGUACCUACCUAAUAUAAUGUAAUAAUGUGAUUAAAGUUUUUUAUCAGUUAAUGUAUGUAAAGUAUUUGUGAUUGCAACUGAAAUGUGUACUGGAAUAAACAUUUUUUGUCAUUCCCACAUUGAA
This is a messenger RNA of Spodoptera frugiperda (fall armyworm), 2023 nucleotides long. It is a transcript of the gene DNApol-epsilon58, whose product is annotated as DNA polymerase epsilon subunit 2. Gene Ontology annotation, cellular component: epsilon DNA polymerase complex. The record is from RefSeq and is a predicted model, not a curated record. The coding region runs from base 93 to 1679 and encodes 528 amino acids. Gene Ontology annotation, biological process: error-prone translesion synthesis; DNA-templated DNA replication. The transcript has a single exon. Lineage: Eukaryota; Metazoa; Arthropoda; Insecta; Lepidoptera; Noctuidae. Gene Ontology annotation, molecular function: DNA binding.